ACCAACAGUAGAUUUUCAUACCAGCCAGUUGGUUGUAUGGCCAGACAUUGAACAACACAGUGAACCAAGUUUAUGCUUACGACAAAAUCCUGGCUUUGAGACCUUGCAUGUGUGUGAUUGUUUCAGCAAUCCGAGAUGGCCGUUACAAAGAGGAUUUGCUCCGGGUCACCCAGGCAGGAGCAUGUGGACAUCCUGUUGUAGCUGGUGUUGUUUAGAACCCACCGCCACAGUGGAAGAAAACGUCAGCUCCUGGCGCCAGGCCUACACAAACUCGGGCUACAGCCAAUCCCUGACCUCUCCCGAACAUAUGUGCAAGGCCUGCGGAGGCCAAUUCGACACCAUCGCUAGGAAGCAUGUCUGCGUGGACUGCAAGAAGAACUACUGCGGCCACUGCUCUGUGCAGCUGGAGCCGCCGCGCCCGCGCCUCUGCCACACAUGCCAGCACUUUCACGGAACCCUAUUCGACCGCGCCCAGUUGAUGCGACUCAAGGUGCGGCAGCUGCGCGACUACCUCCACCUGCAUGAGGUGCCCACCCAGACGUGCCGGGAAAAGGAGGAGCUGGUUGAGCUGGUCUUGGGCCAGCAGACCCCCAGCACCAGCACCAGCAGUGAGACCGUGUCCUCCCAGCCCAGGGCUCACAACAACGUCCCUUCCCCAGGCACACCAUCCCCUCCCCAGACACAGGGCCCUAUCAGCCCCGACACAUUGAGGCCAGAACAAUCAGCCCCUGAGGCAGAGCCAGAGUCAGAGCAGAUAUCUGAUGAUGAUGAGGAGGAUGAUGAAGAAGAGGAGGACGAAGGUGAAGAGUCAUCAGACAACGAGGAGACCCUGAUCCCCGGCCGGAGGGCCUCUCUGUCUGACCUGAGCUGCGUUGAGGACAUCGAGGGCCUGAGCGUGCGCCAGCUGAAGGAGAUCUUGGCCCGCAACUUUGUCAACUACAAGGGCUGCUGCGAGAAGUGGGAGCUGAUGGAGAGGGUCACCCGCCUCUACAACAACCAGAAGGACCUCCAGAACCAAGACCCUGCGGCUCCCAAGAGCCAGGAGGAGAACCUCUGUCGGAUCUGCAUGGACUCUCCCAUUGACUGUGUUCUGCUGGAAUGCGGCCACAUGGUCACCUGCAGCAAGUGCGGCAAACGCAUGAGCGAGUGCCCCAUCUGUAGGCAGUACGUGGUACGGGCGGUGCAUGUCUUCAGGUCCUGAUGCAUUGCCACAGCGAGGGACACAAUGGACAAAAUGGCAUUGCUGCCACCACUGCUCAGUGAUCGCAUAGCUUACAAGAAUACACUAUAUAAAUGUGCACACUCACUCAUUCAAACAGUCUUCUUCAUACUGGUGUUCCAGAGAAAUAACCUGACUCCACUUUUCUGGGUUCUCAGUUUUUCUACUCCACCGGAACCUAUUGUUUCUGAUCUUUCAGCGUCUUACAAGAACUCAAGAUUUCAGUACAAUAACUUUGUUAUUGAACUAGUUUUACUCUGUUGUUCAUAUCAAUAGCAAAACAGAGAGAGUGGCCAGAAUGGUGCUAUUUGACCAAUGGUGAACAACACUCAGGGCCCCAUUUUGACAAUGCGAAUAAGCGGCGGUAAUGUAAGAGACCAAAAUUUGGAAAACCUCAAAACAGUUUAUUUCCAACCUUAUCGCCUCAAGCAAGGCUUGGAAAAAGCAGGCUUGGAUAUGACGGUGUGGAUAUUUAAUGCAGGCAAUGCAGUAGUUGUGUAAUUGGUGCAAUAAGUGGCGCACAGAAUAUAUGAAGUGCUAAGAUCCUCCAAAUGACACACUCUGACUUCAGUACCUGCAACCCAGCUGAUCUGUUAAUUGGUUUUGUGGUCCAGAGCUAUCUUUAGGUUGCAGUGCACUUGCUAAGCAUAGAACCCAGGCCUUAUUUGUCUUAUUGGCGAUCCUUCAGACACAGAGAUGUGUGGUGGUUGAACAUAGCAUCCUAGGAGUGGAAACAGCCCUUUAAAUGCAAUUGUCUGCAUGUAGCUCACCGAAAGUACUUGAGGGUCAAGGAGGCAUACAGCUUGGGUUCAUUUGCCCUUUUAUGGUCAAAAUACCCAUUAACUUGUUGAUAUUUUAUCAGUUGAUCAGACUUGACAGUUAAUAUACAGUUCUGUAAAUGAGCCACAAUGGGAACAUUUUCUGAAAUGUAAACCAUGCACAGUACGGUAGAUAUGCAUUUAUACAAAUUCUCUAGAUGUUGUCAAUUGUUUGCUGCUGUUUGAGGUUGGUUCUGUGACCUUACCCCAAAUUAGAUUUGAGGUAAAUAAAUAGAGCUGACCUCGUUUGGCAGCAUGUCUACAUUCUAAGGCUCUCACCAUCCCCCUCUUAUCAGCAAGUGCCCCAGAAUGGAAUGCUCAUUGACUACGCAGUGCACUGAAUGCACUCGUUUCCUAAUGACAAGUUGAUGUAUUAUGUUAACUUCUAGUUUAUCAAAACAUAUGUUUUCUGAAAAUGUACUUUUGUUUGUGUUGAGUGUUUUUUAGGAGGGGUUCAUUCUAUUCCAACUAGGCAAUUCAGUAAAUUUAUUGAGAUAGAUUUUUUUUAAAUGUUAAUUGGAAUGCAUUUGUCUAAUUUCCUGUAAUUGAAAUGGUUUGCCAGCCCUCUCUGCAACUAACAUUUAUGGAACAUGUUGUUUUAAAAUCAUAGAGAAACAUAACGGUUCACUUUUAAAUGGUCUUUCUACUGUACAUCUUGUUUUAUAGGUAAUGAAUGUACCAUAAAACUGCUCAUAUAAGGAAAAUGCACUUAAACUAAUUAAUGUCUGUUUUAGUGAAUUCAUGUCCGCUGGGAUAGACUCAGUUCAUCCCAGAUACCCAGUCUGUCUGAAAUGAAUGUACUGGUUUUAAGUUGUUUAGCUACAAUAACAAAACCAUUUCUUACUGUGACUGCCAAUAUCGCAAAUAGAUUUUUACACCAGUCUGUUUGAUAUGCCUGUUGUCAAUAACUAUUAUAAUAUCAUGCAACAAUAUUAACAAUCUCAUGUGUAAUUUGCAGAGAGCAGGUGAAAUAAGAUAUGUCAGUGUCAUGAGACAACUGGAUCUUUUUUUUUUUUUACAAUCUUCUCGUUUUUAUCCUGGAUAUCAGUUUAUACAAGCCAGGUUGUCAGUCAAGUCACUCCUUCUUUCUGAGGAGUGUUUUCUGCACAAAUGAUAACAUACAGUGCCUUGCAAAAGUAUUCAUCCCCCUUGGCGUUUUCCUAUUUUGUUGCAUUACAACUUGGAAUUGAAAUGGAAUUUUAUUUUUUGAUUUCAUGUAAUGGACAUACACAAAAUAGUCCAAAUUGGUCAAGUGAAAUGGAAAAAAAGAACUUGUUUGAAAAAUAAAACUGAUAAAAACGGGAAA
Messenger RNA from Oncorhynchus kisutch (coho salmon), 3343 nucleotides. RefSeq names its product E3 ubiquitin-protein ligase rififylin-like. Lineage: Eukaryota; Metazoa; Chordata; Actinopteri; Salmoniformes; Salmonidae. Gene Ontology annotation, biological process: proteasome-mediated ubiquitin-dependent protein catabolic process; protein K48-linked ubiquitination; negative regulation of extrinsic apoptotic signaling pathway via death domain receptors. The transcript has 6 exons. Gene Ontology annotation, cellular component: cytoplasm; plasma membrane. The record is from RefSeq and is a predicted model, not a curated record. Gene Ontology annotation, molecular function: ubiquitin protein ligase activity. The coding region runs from base 182 to 1201 and encodes 339 amino acids.